AUGUUGGAAGGAGGCCAGGCGAAAGCAGACUGUAACUCUGAUGGACAAGCGGUACUCAGGACCCCGCAACUCAGGCAUCACUCGAAACACGUGAUCGAUCAAAUUCAGCUCGUCUUGACAACUUGUAUCAUUAACAAGGAUGGGACAGCCGAAACCGAGUCUAGUGCAUCGACAACCCAAGGGUCUCUGGUCGAAUGCAAAUCCCCUGAUACUACAGUCAACUAUGCAGAUAUGGCUGCAAAAGUCCCUCGGAAUUCUACUUUUAGUGUCUCCACUGUUGCAAACACCACUAACGCCAAUAGGGCGACAAGCAGUGGACCGUCAUCACUUAGCAUAAAACCAAGCCCAACGAUCACCCGACCUUGCAUUUCAACAAAAAAUGGCUCCAAUAAUAGCUCCCUGACUGUCGUGUUCACCAAUGUCCCCGAAUCUACCGCCAUCACAUUGCGGGCCCCGUGGCCGUUCAGUCCUGAAACACUUUCCUUAGACAACGUUGCGGCGCGAGCGCUCAAAAGACUACCUCUCUCACCAAAUUAUAGAGAAAGAGGACCAAGAAUCUUAAAACGUCUGGUUCAGUCAAAGCAGAGAGCAACAGAAGUGUUAGAACGUUGGCGUAGACAUCGUAAAAGCCUUCCAUCUGAACUUCGGUUAAAAGCUGCUGAAUCCUUGCGAAGACCAGACAUGAUCUCACCUGAAAAAGCAAUCCUACCAGAGAUUACGCAUGAGCAUCACUUUACCGAUGGAUCACGCGAUUCUGCAGCAGGUCCGGACGAUGAAUGGGACGUAUCUUGGCCGAAUUAUUCUGCGAACGACGUGUCAGCAUCAUCUCAUCGAAAAAACGAAUAA
Dicrocoelium dendriticum is the source of this 846-nucleotide messenger RNA. The record is from the annotation of a GenBank genome assembly. Lineage: Eukaryota; Metazoa; Platyhelminthes; Trematoda; Plagiorchiida; Dicrocoeliidae.